Molecule: messenger RNA, 837 nt
Organism: Rhinocladiella mackenziei CBS 650.93
Lineage: Eukaryota; Fungi; Ascomycota; Eurotiomycetes; Chaetothyriales; Herpotrichiellaceae
Exons: 1
Coding region: 1-837 (278 amino acids)
Source: RefSeq, a predicted model, not a curated record
AUGAGAGCCGGGAUCGAGUUACUCUGUGCUCAGCAGAAAUACUUCAACACUCUUCGGCCGCAUCAGUACAAGAUGUUUACCCUUGCUUACUUCAGUGUAGAUGCAUCUGUUUCUAUGCUGGCUGCUCUUAUCGCAUAUCCGACUGAAAAUGGCAGUUUCGUCUUAGAAGCAUUUAGAUGUAUUAGGGAGACUCUCUGGAGGCUCAAUCAUAUCCGAGCCCCCAACCGGGUAGCAGGUCAAGGUGCGGAUGUCAUUCAGAGCCUUCUCGUUCGAGCAGAGAAGAGCCAUCCGCAUACCUCCUUUGGUGCCACCGAGACAUCAAUGACAGGGAGCAGCAGACCAUCCCAUGAUUUUGGAACUCCACAAACAGGUAGGGAGAUGCCGCAGGGAAUCACUCCGUAUUCAGCCCGAUUCCAACGACCAUUAUAUGAUCAUGGUUCUGGUUCUGGUUCUGGCUCUUCUUUUGACCAUAUAUCCAACUGGAUAACCCCGUCCGUUCUUAUGCCGCAGCAACAACCAGCCGCAUCCGCGAUCUCCAUUGAAACUGGGCCUGGAACUGGCAUUGGCACAGGCAUCGGCACUGGCAUCGGCGGCAGUAGCAGAGGCCAACAAUCUUCAUUCUAUGAGGCAUCUACUCUUCGACCAACAGCCGGCUUGACCUACAACGACCUAGCUUCCGCGCAAAUGUUCAACGGCAUGAGCCAAGGUGGCGCAUCAAGUCUCGGAAACAUUUUUGCGUCCACUUCUUCCUCAGCUGAACCUCAACAAACGGAAGGAGAGUUUGGUGAUACCUCAUUUUGGAAUUUUAUGAAUCGGGGCAUGCCAGAGCAGGCGUGA